UCGCUGUGUCGUUUGAUACAAUUCAAAAUCUGUUUAGUGUCGUUUGGUUUCUCGAUAGUUCAUUAGUAUGCCUUUCAACUUUCAUUCCUGGGAAAUUGAACCAAACGCCAAACAGUUCGACCAUUCCAAAUUUCGAGAGCCCGCAGUGAAGAUUUGGUUUAGGGUUUUUUCCUCUUAAGAUUAUGUACGAAUCGAGACUCUCCUCAGUUUCGGAUUACGCACAAUAGACAAUUUUGUGAGCUAAAAUUGAGUGCGGAUUUUGUCGGCUAAGUGAAACUGUUGUUAACAGAGCAAUUUAUGGCUAUGAAAAUAUUUACACUGGAAAUAGUGUAACUAAGAAUGCCGGGCAUCCCUUUAGUUGCUCGUGAAACCUCAUCUUUUGGGGUUGCAGCUAUACAAGAAGCACGGAUCAGAUGUGUUGUGAAGAUGGUUGUCUGCAUUUAUCUGCGGAAGAUGAAAUUGCUGCAGAAGAGAGUCUUUCGAUUUAUUGCAAGCCUGUGGAACUCUAUAACAUCCUCCAGCGUCGCGCUAUAAGAAAUCCAUCAUUUCUACAAAGAUGUUUGAACUACAAAAUACAAGAAAGGCACAAAAAGAGAAUACAAGUGACGAUUUCUCCCUUCAUGACUGUGAAUGGAAAUUCACUGUCUUGUAGUCUAUUUCCUUUGUACAUUUUAUUGGCAAGAGCAUUUUCUGACAUUGGGGUUCCGGAGUAUUCUGCAGUAUAUCGCUUUCGUCGAGCAUGUGUUUUGACCAACUUCUCUAGAGUUGAUGGAAUUACCCAAGCUCAAGCAAAUUUUGUUCUCCCUGAGAUUAACAAGUUGGCAUUGAAGGCCAAUUCUAGUUCACUUGCUAUCUUGUUUAUUAGCUUUGCUGGAGCCCAAAGUCCUUUGCAUGGAGAUGGAGUUGAUUUAACCAAAGGUCAUUUGGAAAAUGUUGGAGGAUGCUGCCUGCUAGGCACAAUACCACUGGAAUCACUCUAUAUGUCAUGGGAGAACUCUCCAAACUUGGGUUUGGGACAAAGGGUGGAGGUAACAUCUCAGGUUGACAUGAAAUCAUGCUUCUUAAAGUUAAAUUGUUUCAAUGACGACAAAUGCCUUUCAAUUCAAAUUCCAUAUAAUUCUGAAACUGUGAAUGUUUCACAGCGCAUUCAAGUCAACAUCUAUGCAGAAGAGGUUGGGGCUAAGGAAAAAUCUCCAUAUCAUUCAUACACAUUUGGUGACAUUUCUUCUUCAUCAUUAUCUCAUAUUACUAAUAUUAUUCGGUUGAGGACUGGAAAUGUCAUCUUCAACUAUAGGUAUUACAAUAAUAAGUUGCAAAAGUCUGAAGUAACUGAAAACUUCUCAUGUCCAUUCUGCUUGGUAAAAUGUGCAAGUUAUAAGGGUCUAAGAUAUCAUUUGCCUUCAUCACAUGAUCUCUUCAACUUUGAAUUCUGGGUAACUGAAGAGUUUCAAGCUGUAAAUAUAUCAGUGAAGAAUGAUAUCUGCAGAUCAGAGAUUGUUGCUGAUGGUGUUGAUCCAAAACAACAAACAUUUUUCUUUCGGUCAAAGAACCCAAAGCACAAAAGACACAAGAACCUUGUUCAAAAUGCAAAGCAUGUACAUCCAUUCAUCCUUGAGUCAAACUUGCGUGUUGGAGCCUCUUGUAUCCUAGAUAAGGCUGAUGAUGUGUGUAUCUCAGGUGGGAAGGAUUUGCCUAAUGCCAAAAUUGGUGCUGUAGCUGGUACAGAACAUGUUCCUUCUAGCUUUGAUGAUGUUGGGGUUUCAGGAUCUGCAGUACAAGCAUAUCCUGAUCCUGAAUGUGUUCAAUCGGCAUCUGGAAACAAUUUUGCACCCCCUGCAAUGCUGCAAUUUGCCAAGACAAGAAAAUUAUCUAUUGAACAGUCGGACCUGAGAAACCGUACCCUCCUUCACAAAAGGCAGUUCUUCCACUCUCAUAGAGCUCAGCCAAUGGCAAUUGAGCAAGUAUUGUCAGAUCGGGAUAGUGAGGAUGAAGUUGAUGAUGAUGUUGCUGAUUUUGAAGAUAGACGGAUGCUUGAUGAUUUUGUGGAUGUUACUAAAGAUGAGAAGCAAAUGAUGCACUUGUGGAACUCCUUUGUGAGGAAGCAGCGUGUGUUGGCAGAUGGUCAUAUCCCUUGGGCAUGCGAGGCAUUCUCAAGAUUGCAUGGGCAUGAUCUUGCCUGUGUCCCAGCCUUACUUUGGUGUUGGAGAUUGUUUCUGAUAAAAUUAUGGAAUCAUGGUCUCCUCGAUGCCCGCACGAUGAACAACUGUAAUAUUACCCUCGAGCAACAUCAAAAGCAGGUCCCAGAUCCUGUGAAAACUUAGAGAGAUGGUCCUUUCUGUUGGUGAUCAAUGAAUGAAUAAGCAAAGAGGAAAAGCAUCCUUAUCAUGUACUGAUAAUUGGGAAUCUUAGAGGUCUUUCCUACCUUCUUCUUCUUGUGAUAUUGUACCCCCAUGUUUUAGCUGAUAAAAUGAUUUCAAGGCACGUCCAUAUCUGGACAAUUAAGUAUUUGUUAUUGUUCAUUGUUUAUACUUGACAUUUCAAAAUCAUUAUGUCAUAAAAUAAUGUCGUCUUAUUGGCGGCAAUAACCCCGUGUACAAUAACCUAACUUAGUAACAGAUUCUUAAUUAGUUCUUUC
Messenger RNA from Hevea brasiliensis (rubber tree), 2635 nucleotides. Its product is annotated as polycomb group protein EMBRYONIC FLOWER 2. Lineage: Eukaryota; Viridiplantae; Streptophyta; Magnoliopsida; Malpighiales; Euphorbiaceae. The record is from RefSeq and is a predicted model, not a curated record. The transcript is spliced from 21 exons. Gene Ontology annotation, cellular component: nucleus. The coding region runs from base 414 to 2321 and encodes 635 amino acids. Gene Ontology annotation, molecular function: chromatin DNA binding.